AUGGAGCAUAUAUAUUUACCAGAACCAACAGAGAAUAUAUGGAAAAAAUGUGCUGAAGAAUUUGAAAAUAGAUGGGGAUUUCCCAAUUGCAUUGGCAGCGUGGACGGUAAACAUGUAACAGUCAAGAGACCUAACAACAGUGGCUCCAAUUACUGGUGCUAUUUACAUAAAUAUUCAAUAGUACUUAUGGCCAUUGUUGGCCCGGACUAUAAAUUUAUAUGUGUUGAUAUUGGUGGUUUCGGAAAAAAUAGUGAUGGGGGUAUUUUCGAAACCUCAAACAUGGGAAAACGAUUUGAACAAAAUUUAUCGAGUGUCCCUGCACCUAGAUUUCUCCCUGGGCAAAAUGAAAUCUGCUCGUACGUCUUAAUUGAUGAUGAAGCAUUUGCUUUAAAACCAUACCUUAAGAGACCAUUUCCUUAUAAGCUGACUUUAACAGACGUCAGAAAAGAGAAAUACAAUGACCCGUAUCAAUUUUGCCCAUCAGUGCCGGUAGUUCCGCCCCCACACGAGAUUAUCUUCAGUUCUAGCGGCAUCCCACAACCUGAACUACAGUGUAAAAAGUGCGAUUUGAGACUAACCGAAGACGGGAAAGCCGUAGUCGUUGAAUGUUUUCAGUGCUACGACAUCCCUGCUCCAUCUAGAGAAGCGAUCACUGGAAGUGAGUGA
Molecule: messenger RNA, 666 nt
Organism: Acanthoscelides obtectus
Lineage: Eukaryota; Metazoa; Arthropoda; Insecta; Coleoptera; Chrysomelidae
Source: the annotation of a GenBank genome assembly